AAGGGCCCGGGGUGGCUGGGUCAGCUCACGCCGCUGCUCGGGUGGACGGUCAGCGGGCACGUCCGCGAUGUGCGGAAUCUUCGCUUACAUGAACUACAGGGUUCCUCGCACGAGGAAGGAGAUCUUCGAGACUCUCAUCAGAGGUCUGCAGCGGCUGGAGUACCGAGGCUAUGACUCUGCAGGUGUGGCCAUCGACGGGAGCAACGGGGAAGUCAAGGAGCGGCACAUCCAGCUUGUCAAGAAAACGGGCAACGUCAAGGCGCUGGACGAGGAGCUCUACAAACAGAACAGUAUGGACUUAAAGAUGGAGUUUGAGACCCACUUCGGCAUUGCCCACACACGCUGGGCCACCCACGGGGUCCCCAAUGCUGUCAACAGCCACCCACAGCGCUCCGACAGAGACAACGAAUUUGUCGUCAUCCACAACGGAAUCAUCACGAAUUACAAGGACCUGAGGAAGUUUCUGGAAAGCAAAGGCUACGAGUUUGAGUCAGAAACAGACACGGAGACCAUCGCCAAGCUCAUCAAGUACGUGUUCGACAACCGAGAGACCGAGGACGUUUCCUUCUCGACCCUGGUGGAGCGGGUCAUCCAGCAGCUGGAAGGUGCAUUUGCUUUGGUUUUCAAGAGUGUUCACUACCCAGGAGAGGCUGUCGUCACCAGGAGAGGCAGCCCCCUGCUUAUUGGCGUGCGUAGCAAAUUCAAACUCUCCACUGAGCAGAUACCCAUCCUGUACCAGACCCGGAAUAUUGAGAAUGUGAAGAAUAUCUCCAAGACCAGGAUGAAGCGGCUGGACAGCUCCACGUGUCUGCAUGCCGUCGGGGACAAGGCUGUGGAAUUCUUCUUUGCUUCCGAUGCCAGCGCCAUCAUUGAGCACACAAACCGUGUCAUCUUCCUGGAGGAUGACGACAUCGCCGCCGUGGCUGACGGGAAACUCUCCAUCCACCGUGUCAAGCGUCUGGCCAGCGACGACCCUUCCCGAGCCAUUCAGACGCUGCAGAUGGAACUCCAGCAGAUCAUGAAAGGAAACUUCAGUGCCUUUAUGCAGAAGGAGAUCUUUGAGCAGCCCGAGUCCGUUUUCAACACCAUGAGAGGGCGAGUGAACUUUGAGACCAACACAGUGCUCCUGGGUGGCCUGAAAGACCAUUUGAAGGAGAUUCGACGGUGCCGGAGACUCAUCAUGAUCGGCUGUGGGACCAGCUACCACGCCGGGGUGGCCACCCGGCAGGUCUUGGAGGAACUGACCGAGCUGCCCGUGAUGGUGGAACUUGCCAGUGACUUCCUAGAUCGGAACACGCCCGUGUUCAGGGAUGAUGUGUGCUUCUUCAUCAGCCAGUCAGGUGAGACAGCUGAUACCCUCCUGGCGCUGCGCUACUGCAAGGACCGCGGAGCGCUGACUGUGGGCGUCACCAACACGGUGGGCAGCUCCAUCUCCAGGGAGACCGACUGCGGGGUCCACAUCAACGCAGGGCCCGAGGUGGGCGUGGCCAGCACCAAGGCCUAUACCAGCCAGUUCAUCUCCCUGGUGAUGUUCGGGCUGAUGAUGUCUCAGGACCGCAUCUCGCUGCAGAGCAGGAGGCGGGAGAUCGUCCUGGGGCUGAAGUCCCUGCCUGAGCUUAUCAAGGAAGUCUUGGCACUGGACCAGAAGAUUCAUGACCUGGCCCUGGAGCUGUACACGCAGAGGUCACUCCUGGUCAUGGGCCGCGGCUACAACUAUGCCACCUGCCUGGAGGGAGCCCUGAAAAUCAAAGAGAUCACCUACAUGCACUCGGAGGGGAUCCUGGCCGGCGAGCUGAAGCACGGGCCGCUGGCCCUCAUCGACAAGCAGAUGCCUGUGAUCAUGGUCAUCAUGAAGGACCCCUGCUUCGCCAAGUGCCAGAACGCCCUGCAGCAGAUCACGGCGCGCCAGGGGCGUCCCAUCAUCCUGUGCUCCCGGGACGACACGGAGAGCUCCAAGUUCGCCUACAGGACCAUCGAAUUGCCGCGCACGGUGGACUGCCUGCAGGGUGUCCUCAGCGUGAUUCCCCUGCAGCUCCUCUCUUUCCACCUGGCCGUUCUCCGAGGCUAUGACGUGGACUUCCCCAGGAAUCUGGCCAAGUCUGUCACAGUGGAGUGAGGACCCGGAGCAGCGGGAUCAUUCGCCCACCGGGUGCCUGAUCAAGCUUCGCCUCAGCCGCUUGUGCCUUGCAGCCCAAGUGCUUUGCUUACAGCAGAAACUGUUUCUCCCGCGUGGCCAGGAGAAAGGGAGUCACUGUUUACACCUGGGGACCAGAGCUGACUUUUUGUUUUGUUUUGUUUUGUUUUGUUUUGUUUUGUUCCCUCUUCCCACUACUGUGCAAUACAGAAAGCCAACAAGUCCCUCUCGGAGCAACUGUGAACCCUUUCUGUCUUUUGUUUGUCCUGUUUUGGGAUUUUGGUUUUGGGGCCACACCCAGGGUUCCCUCCUGGAUCUGCACUCAUGUAUCAUUCCUGACUUAUAUGGUGUCGGGGAUGGAACCCAGGUCACCUGCAUGCCGGACUGGUACUUUACCUGCUGUACUACCGCUCCGGCCCCUGUGAGGCUUUUUGGAAACCAACAUGGGUUCAUUUUGAAAGACAGAAUAUUUAUUAGGACAAAUGUAUAGCCUUUAAGUUAUUUUUCUAUUAUAUGGCUCUCUGUGGCCCAGAUAAUGCACCCUCUGAUCAGCUGGUGUUCGGGCGUGCAAACGGGGCAUUGAUUCAUCUCAGACCUGAGCACAAUUCCAGCCCCUUAGACCCCCACAACCACCAUCUGCUCCCUUCCCUUUCACCCCUAGCUGGUCCUGACCAUGAUGGUGAAGGAUGCUUCUUCAGAAAGUUCUCUGGGAAAUUCCAGCGCCUUCAAAGAUUUCAUCUUGGUGGAAAUCUCUUCACUUUUCGCAUCUCCUCUUUUAGAUCAGACUGUGGUUCUUUCCCACUGUCCCACUACCCCUCAGAUCACGGUUCCUUCCCGCAUCCUCGUUACCCAGACAGCGGAUAUGUUUUGAUGAUUUGGUCCCUACCUCUUGCCCAUGAGGAAAACAGCUGUGGAAGCACCCAGUUGAGAUUGUUCCCAGUGGGGUUCCCAGGCCCUCUACUGAAAAGCAGCACCUACUACUAUGCAAUUUUAAAAUAAUAAAGACUCUAUACUUU
This is a messenger RNA of Sorex fumeus (smoky shrew), 3150 nucleotides long. It is a transcript of the gene GFPT2, whose product is annotated as glutamine-fructose-6-phosphate transaminase 2. The transcript is spliced from 19 exons. Gene Ontology annotation, biological process: protein N-linked glycosylation; fructose 6-phosphate metabolic process; carbohydrate derivative biosynthetic process. The record is from RefSeq and is a predicted model, not a curated record. Bases 68 to 2116 code for a protein of 682 amino acids. NCBI's taxonomy places the organism in Eukaryota, Metazoa, Chordata, Mammalia, Eulipotyphla, Soricidae. Gene Ontology annotation, molecular function: carbohydrate derivative binding; L-glutamine:D-fructose-6-phosphate transaminase (isomerizing) activity.